Molecule: messenger RNA, 3936 nt
Organism: Neoarius graeffei (lesser salmon catfish)
Lineage: Eukaryota; Metazoa; Chordata; Actinopteri; Siluriformes; Ariidae
Gene: ppan
Product: peter pan homolog
Exons: 15
Coding region: 200-2962 (920 amino acids)
Biological process (GO): rRNA processing; G protein-coupled receptor signaling pathway; ribosomal large subunit assembly
Cellular component (GO): preribosome, large subunit precursor; membrane
Molecular function (GO): rRNA binding; G protein-coupled receptor activity
Source: RefSeq, a predicted model, not a curated record
UCGUAAAGCAGAAGAUCGGGCUUGUCAGAAUACAGGUGGGGAAACACGCGUUGCGCGACGCAUAGCGUGGUUUCUGGUGUGUGCUCCGGUUAAUUCACCAUGAGGGCUGGCAGCGGAAAUGUAGUUUGUUAUAAAAUUGCAGCGAUACAAUAGGGUUUUUUUUAUUUGAAGUUUGCUGGUGAAUUUAUGAGUUGAAAAGAUGGGGAGAAGCAAGACUAAAAACCAAAAGAAAGCACGCGACACUGCAAGUCAUGUGGCCGAGGAGUCGUACGGAAGCAUGCCGCACUCCUUCGUCUUUCACCGUGGCCAGAUCGGGAAGAGCGUGAAUCAGCUGAUGAUGGACAUGCGGCGUGUCAUGGAGCCGUACACAGCACAGUCCUUAAAGGUUCGAAAGAAAAAUGUCUUGAAAGACUUUGUGACUGCAGCAGGUCCGCUGGGAGUCACACACUUCCUUGUCUUCACCAAAACAGAGAACUGUGUUAACUUGAGACUGGCACGACUUCCGAAAGGCCCUACUGUCCAUUUCCAGGUUAUGAAGUACACACUCAUUAAGGAUGUAGUUUCAUCUUUAAAGAGGCACAGGAUGCACGGACAGCAGUUUAAUCACCAUCCACUGCUGGUGCUGAAUAAUUUUGGGAUGGAGGGCAUGCACAUCAAACUGAUGGCGACCAUGUUUCAGAACAUGUUCCCUUCCAUCAACGUGUACAAGGUCAACCUGAACAACGUAAAGAGGUGUGUGUUGGUGAAUUACGAUCCUGAAUCUCAAGAAAUAGAGUUUCGGCAUUACAGUCUGAAGGUGGUCCCUGUGGGUAUGAGCAAGGGCGUGAAGAAGCUCUUGCAGGAGAAAUUCCCAAACAUGAGCAAACUGGAGGACAUCAGUGAGCUGCUCCUGAAGGGUGCAAACCUUUCAGAGAGCGAAGCCGAGCAGGACGGCGAGCACAACAUCACCGAGCUGCCUCAGCCGUACGCAGGCCGCGGGAACAUGAGGGCAGAGCAGAGCGCCAUCCGUCUUACUGAGAUUGGCCCCAGAAUGACUCUGCAGCUGGUGAAGAUUGUAGAAGGCAUGGGAGAAGGGAACGUGCUUUAUCAUUCUAUUAUGACGAAGAGCGAGGAGGAGAUUCAGGAGAUCCUGAAGAGGAAGGAAGCCCGCCUGAAAGAAAAAGCAGAACGCAGGAAGGAGCAGGAGCUAAACAUAACCCUGAAAAAGGAGAAGCGAGACGAGAACAAGAAAAAGAGUCUGGAAGGCAUGAAGAGGAAAUGGCGGCAGGAAGGGGCUGCUUCUGAUGACAGUGAAGUGGAGGAUCCUGGAGUGCAGGAGGACCAGCGUGAGGCUGAGGAGUCUGAAGACGAGGCAGAGUAUUACAGACAGGCUGUCGGGGAGGAACCCGAUGAAGAUAUGUUCCCCACUGCAAAGAGGAAACGUGGUCCAGGCAAGUCAUCCAUGCCCUUUAAGAAGAGGAAACUAUCGAUGUCGAAAGCUUCUGGUGCAGAAAAGUCAAGAUCCAAACCUGCUGCCUGUGCUUCUUUUGGUGCGAGGAAGUUUGGUGGGAAGAGCAUGGGUAAAAUGGCAGCAGGAAACAAAGGAUUUAGAGCUGGAAAAAUGGAAGGGGUCAGUAGCCGGUUUGGGAAGAGUAAAGAAGGAAAGAGGUUUGGAAAAAAUAAAGGGGAAAGGUUUGGGGGAAAGAAAAGCGGGGCGCAAAGUUCAAAGGGGAAAGGACAGAGACCAUUUAAAGCAGGCUCGAGAGGAGGACAAGCAAAGAAGGACUUCAAGAAGAAGAAAGGGAAAAGCGUCAACAUGGUAACAAAUACAUCAUCCAAAAAGAGGAAACCUUCUCUGGUGAAGAAUGGGGUGGGGUGGGGAACAAACCUUCUGAAGUUUUUACCUUUUUCCGGAAGAGGAGACGAGGCAGAGAGAGUGGAUUGUGUGCGUGAAACAAAAUCAAGCAGUCAAAGAAGAAACGGACCAGCAACGCUCAAGCAAAAAGGAGAAGAUUGGAGGAGACACCAUAAAAUGGAAGCGAACAUGAACAGCAGUGGCAGGGACAGCUGUAAUGGUACAUUUUCAAAGGACCUGUUACCUCCCAUCUACGCUGCGGAGAUGUGUGUGGCGCUGGUGGGGAACAUACUGGCACUGUGGCUGCUUGUGACUAAGGAGAGGAAGAACUGGCACACGGGAGUGGUGUUCUCCUGCAACCUGAUCAUCAGCGACAUCUUUUAUGCCCUCACUCUCCCCCUUCUGAUUGUCUACUAUUCAAAAGGACGGAUAUGGGGAUUUGGUCAAGGUCUCUGCAAAUUAGAGCGCUUCCUCUUCACCUGCAACCUCUAUGUUAGCAUUUACUUCAUCAUGUGCAUCAGUGUUAAUAGAUAUCUGGCCAUCGUUCAUCCCUUCUUCACUCGCAAUCACGUUCGCCCAAAGCAUGCCAAGAUCGCCAGUUUGUUCGUCUGGAUCUUUGUGGCAAGCAUUUUAUCUCCAAUCCUCUAUUAUUCAGGUGUCAAUAAGGAAAGAUGUUCCUUAUUUGCAAACUCAGAAGGUAAAUUAUACAAGUAUGUCUACAGGGUGUUUGUUGCUGUUCUAGGCUGCUUGGUCCCAUUUGUAGUUACUUUUGCAUCCUAUUUUGGUGUAAUAUGGGUGGUUUUUAAAAAUGAAAAUAUCACCUCAUUGGAGAAGAAAAAAGUGGCUCUGAUUGUGAGUUUAGUCUGCAUCCUGUACACUGUGUCUUUUGUCCCCUAUCACAUUCUGCAAAUAUGGCACUUUAAACUGAAGGACGCAGGUCGUCGUAAUUGUUAUGUGCGUAAUGGACACACUGUAUCAAAGGCAUUAGCCUGUGUGAACAUGUGCCUCCAUCCCAUCCUGUAUAUGGCUGUGUGUGACAGUAUCAGGACAAUGCGCUGUAGAAGGAGCUCAAAUGGACCAAAUUCACAAAUCCAACUGGAGACCGUUCAUCAACUGACCGUGAACUGAAAUCCAGAGAUUGAGAUUGCAAAUUGUUUUGUUUUCCUGCAAGAAUUUGUGUUGAUUUUGGAUGUAUGUUUCCUCGAUGUCAAAAUCUUUUUAAGAUCAUCCAAUCAGAGUGCUAGCAGCGAAUCACAUGACCACCUGACGGUUUCUGAAAUUUUCAACAAAGAUGGUGGCAUCUCCAGCAGUGGAGCGAAGAAAAAGAGAGACGACAUAUCUUUUUAUGCCAAUAAGCUGUUCUGUGUCAACCGAAAGUGGUGAAUUUACCUCAACAAAUGCUUAGAAAACCAACAGACAUCUAUUUCUAUGUGCUCAGGUUGUAAUUAAGAUCGAUUUUUUUUUCAGCUAAGUGUAAACUGCCGUUAGCUAACCACCGCUCCAUACAGAUCGAAUGGGAUUUCGCUAACUAGCGGUGUUUUUUGCUUACAUAGUUAGCUGAAAGUUAUUGCUAGCUAUGUAAGGAUAACAUUAGCUCUCUUGCGUUAAGUUAAAAGUGAUAGGCAGCUCAUUUUUUUUGGGGGGGGGGUUUAAGUUGUAAUAGAGAUUAUCUAACUUAUCGUCUGAUGUAAUUCACAUCAUGACUACUUGUGGAACCCGAGGGCGAAACAGUACAAUCUUCAGGAUCUAAAAAAGAAAUAAAGCCUUUCAGUAGCUCUGUCACUCGCUUUUCCUCCUCAGCAGCAUCUCCUGGCCCAUGUCCUUUUGCCGAGAUGAGAAUUAAACGAUAAUGCUUUUGUGAUGUAUGUGUCAGUUAUUAGUUAUAGCAUAUGUGAUUGAGGCUCAUAGCAUUUUCAAAGAGAUUUAAACAGUGUUUAUUAUUAACAGAAUAAUGUGGUUAUUUUUACUUACAAAUGAUAAAAUAAUGGCGGAUUAUCUUUUGACCAGAGUAUCUCUUCAGUUUUGUUCCAGAAGUGAUACUAACUUGAGCGAAAUAAAGGCUGAAGCCAAGGCAAACGAGACAGAUGCAAAUGUUUGUGUCC